Molecule: messenger RNA, 6062 nt
Organism: Paecilomyces variotii
Lineage: Eukaryota; Fungi; Ascomycota; Eurotiomycetes; Eurotiales; Thermoascaceae
Exons: 1
Coding region: 185-5737 (1850 amino acids)
Biological process (GO): positive regulation of autophagy; intracellular signal transduction; negative regulation of TORC1 signaling
Cellular component (GO): GATOR1 complex
Molecular function (GO): GTPase activator activity
Source: RefSeq, a predicted model, not a curated record
AUCAAUUGAUGGCUUUAUCAGGAGAAAAGUAAAAUCACAUGAUUGGCAUUUCACCGCCUUCUACAUAUGUAGACGCGGUGCUCUUCGAUAUCCAACUCAAUAAUUGCCUUCCCGUGAGGGAUUCGACGUCUUGCGUUGACUAGUCAAAAGAAUCUCCGGUUCGAUACAUGGACCUCUGGCAAUUAUGAUGCCUCCCCGCGGGCCCGUAAAGGGUUCGCAUCUGAGGCAGGUGAGUGCGGCGAGCUUGGACACGCUGGGGACCUCUCGCUCGGUGGGAACAUCGCAUUAUGACCCGGCGUACUCGGGCGACGGAGGCUCAAUCAAGCAGCCUCCGACAGGUCUCAAUCGACGAUUAUGCACGAUAUGGGUUCACGACGAGAACUUCUCUCGUGAAGAGGUUCUAUUCAAUCAGGCGGCUUUCAGCGACACGGGUGUCAAAGUGGGUGAUGUGAUUGAGAUAUCACCUGUUCGGGGAACUACAGAUGCGUCCCACUCUCAGCUGAAGCCAGAGCUUGGCUCGAGGUCCCUCCAUGAGAGUAGUGCCGACAUCAACCAGAGCUCCGGCUUCCAUCCAAAAGGCAAGUUCCAGUCGCACACGCAAGGACGGUAUCUCUUCGUGGUCAAACCGGUCCCGCAAGAUAUCAAACUGCGCCAUUCGAAACUAGAGAUAUCGGUGACAAACAAUGUCGCCAAUAUCUUCGGUUUCAAGAACAGGUCACAGGUCCUUCUGUCAGUCGUGGAUCGUUCACAAUGUUCGGCAGCUCACGUCGACAUCGCUUUCCGCGACCAGUAUCUCGUCCGCUCGGACAUGUGGCGAUUGGUCAUGUCCGAACUGGUGGACAAGACCAUCUACAAGGGCCAGAAGAUCCUCUUUAUGGGAGGCAUCAAAGCGACUAUAAAAAACAUAUUCAUAAGAGGUAAAAAGGUCCUAUCGGGUUACUUUGCACCCAGCACGAUUCCUGUCUUCCGCAGCGAGUCAGCAAAAUAUGUUCUUUUCAUCCAAAUGUCACGAGAGAUGUGGGACUUUGACGCGGAGGGAACCGGUGAUAUCCUCUUUAGCCGCGUCAUCAAUGGCUUUCUUCCAGAGUUAUUCAAACGGUGGGCAAAUAUCGAAGCCAGACAUCUAGUCACCAUUGUGCUCUUCACCAGAGUCGAAUAUGACGUUACUCUCGAUCCUGGCCCUCCCGCGCUCAACACGGAGACAUUGAGAAGAAUUUCUGAUCCAGGCCGCGUGCCAACACGAGAUUUCUACCGCGUGGUGGUAAAUGACAUGGCAAGUGGUCAUUGGACCACUAUUCUCAAUGAGUUAAAGAAAGACUUCCGGACCUUCUUGAGGGAUGUGUCUGUUCAGACUGUUGAUAGUGCAGACACUCCAACAACAGCCGGUCAUAACGGGGCUAAUUCAGGCGAUGAGCCGAAGAAAACGAUUAUCGCUGGUCGACCCAGUACUUCUUUGCGUGGGAAUCUACUCGAGGCCAUCCAUUUUGCAUCCUCUCAUCUCGCAUACGACCACAUCGACCGCGAUAUGCUCCACACGGCCACCUCGAUCGUCGUAAUAACCCCUGGUACCGGAGUCUUUGAAGUCUCAUACGAAUCUUUAGCCUCGACAACCGAAGUGCUGACGAACUAUGGGAUCUCAAUUGAUCUUGUCUGCCUCAGUCCCAUGCCACUCCACUCGGUUCCCUUGUUUAAGUACCGUAGGCCAAAGGAGCGGCCUACAAGUUCGACCAUGGGAGAAACCCACAGCAACUAUUCGUCACCGGAACUCCGCUAUCAUGGCUCGAGUCUUAUGUCAAGAUCGUCACAUGUGUCCCCUCGAACCAGUGCACCUGGGUCAUUCAUUCGGCCGAUGUCCAGGGAGAGAAACCCGGACCAAUCCAAAGAGUGGUGUUUUGGCAUUCCUCAUUGGGUUGAUAUCUCUUUUUGGAACCCAAAAACAUAUAGAGAAGCUCGGAGCAUCGCUAAAAAUGACCCCAAUGCUCCCAUUCCUCAUACAGUCACGAAGCAAUCCAAGACGUUCGUACCGAGAGUUAGGUUGUACGAGAUUCAGAUGAUGGGCAUUAUGGAAAGCGAACAGUCAAAUAUAUCUAUCCCUUACCUCUCUGAGGGGCAUCGUGGUUUUGAUAGCAUGUCACAAUCUUUUGGCUCCGUUACAAGCGUUGUUGGCCCGCACGCGGCCAAAUUCUUGUUCUCGCCGAAUUCCUCAUACAAAGCACCCCUGAGCGACAGUCUUCGGCCGGAACCGUUUCUCCCAAACCUAGCCAACCCCAGGGAUAUGAUACUGCCUACAUCAACUAAAUACCAGAGGAAGGUACUUAACUGGAUGGACGAGUAUGAUGAUGCCGUCUUCCACCCAUCUCUUGAGUAUCGCCGCUCUCGGAAACAGCAAAAGUCAAGGAAGCUGAUUGAGCCAGAGGUCCAAAUACCUCGGGCUCAUGAUCGUCUUUCGGCCCGAUCAGUGACAAGUCUAAAAGAGCACGAGGAGAAUGCCCUGGAACGUUCCACCUCAUCACAUUCUAGCUCUCAGAAUCUGGAGAAAACGGGCGCACUUUCAGUAAGAUCGAAGAGUCCUGUUGCAACUAAGGAUGCUUCUCCUCGAAAGCCAGCUAUCAAGACAAGUUCGGCAGCUCGACCUUCACGCAUUUCCCGUACGAUUAGCUUCGCUUUACGUGGACUAGGAUCUGCUCCUCCAAGGGCUCAGGCGAGUACUGAGGUCAAUGCUGAACAUGCCAGGGCUACGCCCAUCUUGAACAGGAAGCAGUCCACUGGAGUGCUGUCCGAUACUAUGAGCGUCGGACGACCAUCUUCCUCUUCAGGAGAAACUGCGUCGCUAUCCAGUGCUACUGAAACACCCGAUAAACCAGUCACUAUGAAGAAAGCUAUUGAGAAUUCCGCUGUUACACCAUCACGACCGAUAUCUAUCAAGGUUGCCAGCAAGAAAAUACCGGAAGAACCGGAUACAGAGCGUUCUGUCAUAUCAAACUCAUUUUCCACGACAACAACGGAAGUGCCCUAUGGUCAGGGCAGACAGACUGAGACCACCGGCAUAUUUCCCAUGAAGAGAACAGGGCCUAAAGUGGAUAUCACCCUCAAUGCUGGCCCAGAAGAUGUAUCGACAAGCCAGUCUCCCAGCAAGGCGUUGGCUCCGUGGGUGCGCUCUAUAAAUCCCUCUAAUACUACAAAAGACACGCUACGCAAAGCUGGUUGGUUUGGUCGCUGGCAGCACGCCUACCCAAGGCCUCCACAUGUUGCCCUUGUUAAAUGGAAAAGUUUGAAAUCGCCUGCUGUCUUGCCGCUGACAACGGAGGAAUUUCCAACGAGUGCUGAACUAGCAUCUGACUAUCUACAAACACCAUACAGAGUCUUUCCGAAUGACGACGUCGAGGGAGAGGAACCCCCGAAGGGCAGAGACGUCCUUCUGCGCGAAAUGAUAUCACUACGCCUUUCGCAUGGCUUUCAGAUCAUCAUCGGAAGCGCUGUUGCAGAGGCUUGUGGCCAGUACGAGCUUGAAUCUUUGAAUGUUUUUGACUACCGUUCCCUCGGGAAAGAUGGUACAACCAUUUACCUUUCAAUGGGAAAUACCAUUCACCGGCUCGUCUGUAUAGCAGGUGGGGAGAUCGAGGUCACCAGGUUCACGCGUCGAACAUCAGCCGCUUUUCUGUCCGAUAAAGGACGUUGUAGGAUGUACAGGUAUGCAAUACGAACUUACCUGAGUACUAAAUACGACAUCAGGGAUGUGAACCUGGAGCCACUCAAAGAGGAAUACAACUGGAACUAUGCCGAUAAUUAUCUAGCCGGUCAUCGGGAUCUUCUUAUCAAUCCUACGCAGCAGCUUCGAUUUUGGAGGGUUCGCUACGUUCUGAUCCCCAUGCGACUGCCAGCUCACUCUAAACGUCACAUGCAAUCAUUCAAUGAAGAUAAUGAGGAAGAGAUCCAUCUUCUUGGAAUCAACCAGUUGACGCAUAUGUGGCAGCGGCACAAGUACGUACCGCAGGACGAGAAACGAUUCCAAAGUGGAGCACACAAGAAGGACCAGAACCCACUCAACAUCAUGUACCAGACCAGAAAUCCUUCUGAGGUUGUCGCUGCCGAACUUGACCGGAUAUUGCUCACUGACCCCGGGCUUGAUAAUCCGCCAGCACAACUGCUUCCCGACUCCGAACUGCUGGAGAGGUCUAGCGUAAAUUUAUCGUCCCUGGCACAGAUGAUACAGGGAGAUAAAGGUGUUCGCAUGAUGGACAGAAGAUGGCACUGGAGACUGCACUAUAACUGCUUCAUCGGGUUCGAGUUUACAACCUGGUUAUUACAAAACUUUCGCGAUAUCGACACGCGAGAAGAGGCCGUCGAGUUCGGUAAUGAGCUGAUGAAGCAUGGCCUUUUUCAACACGUCGAGAAGAGGCAUAAUUUCAGGGACGGCAAUUACUUCUACCAGAUCGCCAGUGAGUACCGGGUUUCAAAACCCGAGUCUCGAACGGGGUGGUUCCCUGCACCCAGGAAGCCGGAUAAAUCCGUCCCAUCAACACCAGUGAUCGAAAAUCCGAAGGACUCUCCUUCGGGAGGUAGGGCAAGGUCCGAAAGCACGGAUGAGACGGCUACAUCGACAUUGAAUACACCGUCUAAAUCUAAGUCGAAAGUGGCUAUCAUGCUUUCAAAGAGCAUGAAAUACGAUGUGGAUCCUAGGAAGCGAUCCAACCGUCCCGAAUUUGUGCACCUUCAUUAUGAUCGGCUGCACAACCCCGAAAAUUGCUUCCAUAUCGAAAUUCAAUGGCUGAAGACGACUCCAAAGCUUAUUGAGGAUGCAGUUGCGUCAUGGGCAUCGACUGCAGAGAAGUUCGGCCUUAAGCUCGUACAGGUGCCGAUUGCAGAAGCGUGUACUAUUCCUCAGACUCAACCUUUCAGAAAGCCGUACAGGAUACAGCUCAAAGUGAAGCCCCCCAAACCACCUGCUCCUACCAUCUACAAUACGACAUCGUUCACACAGCAAGGCACUCCCGACAAACACUACUACCAAAAAGCGCUCCUCAAGAAACUAGACUAUGUGCUAGACUUCGAAUCGUGGGAUUCGUAUCCCCCAGACGUUGAGGUUUCGUACUCAUGGGGAAAGCCCGACUUUCAUUACCCUCAAUAUAUCCACCGAUCAGGUCUCUCCAUUAUUCAGAUAACUGACGAAGGCGACUUCCUUUUUCUCGCCAACCGUCUGUACAGCACCAGAGCUAUCUUCGCACGGGAUGCAUCCCGACUCGACCGGAGCGACCGUCCAGAUCAAUACCGGCCACGAGCAGCCACUUUUGACCCCCUCGACCGUGUCUCUCCCCGCCCAUCCCCUCUCUUCCGUCCCGUCCCUGAAGGAAGUAGCCCCGCGAGCUCGUACUCUUCUCCCUGCAUUGAAUCUGCGAAUCUCGUCCGCACGCCAGAAAGCUUCAAAGACGAACUAGAAGAGUUCUGUAACGACGCUGCCAAACUGGAGCGAUUCUACAGCGAGUCGCAGGUACGAACCGUCUCGACAAGAGUCGGACCCGUACCGACACCGACAUUGGACUCAUCAAUCCCAUCCCUGGAACUUCCUGCAAGCGUCGUAGGUCAUCACAUCUCGCCACCAGCGACCUUUGGAUCUCGACAUCCAGGAGAAUCAGCGUCGUCGAACAACGACACCAGCGGAACAGGAACUCAGUACCGCGAACCUAAUACGAGUAGGACAGGAAGUCCCAGGAGUGGAUAUUUAGGUCCUGUACUUUGAAAACACGAAGUAAUCAUUUUUUUGUUUUUGGUUCCGAGCCCUUAAUUAGGAUAUAAGAACGAAUAAUAUAUGAAGAAGAAGAAGAUGAUGAUAAUAAUACAGGAUAAAUGACUUUCUAAAUUUCAUUACUAUGUCUAUUUGUCAAUGAUACUCGGCAUCACACAUUCCCCCCCUCCUAGGACCCAAAAAAAGGCAAAAGUGGCCAUUAAAAAUAAUAAUAAUAAUAAUAAUAAUAAAAGCAAUAGAACCCCCAAAAGCCGCUACUCGUGGCACUACUCUAGAAAGAAAAACGCUACCAGAUGUUUGAAUCCUGGAAUUACAAGAA